GCGCCAUGGGCGGGGCCUCGGGGGCGUCCCCGGCGCGUGUUCCGGUCGUGGAGUUUCCUGGUUGGUGCUUCCUGGUGCAGGAGCCGGCAGCGAGUGUAUACGGGUCUGCUUUCUUUCCAGAAUGUUCGUGGGGCAUGGAGACAUCGAAACAUAUGAUGAUGACCUUUAUCGUGAGGAGUCAUCCAGCGAACUAAGUGUUGACAGUGAGGUAGAAUUUCAUCUCUACAGCCAGGUCCAUUAUGCACAGAGUCUUGGAGGAGUCAAUGGGCAGGAAGAGAGUGAGGAGAUAGUGGACUCUGUAGAGAAGCAAGGUCAGAGUUCAGUUCUGAUCAAUAAAUUGGACCAGAGCAAGAACCUUAUAUUCUCGGACAAUGAUGUUGUUCAGAUUUCAGAUGGCCCUGAGGUCAUAAUCUUAUCUGACACACCUGAUGAAGACAGUGUUUACAAAAGCAAAGUGAAGAACACAGCAACCUCCCUAACACCAGCUAAACAAUUAUGUCAACCAGGAUGCUCCACACGGAACCCUACUAGAGCUUCUGCACCCACUACCUUGGAUUCUGAUGCAAAAAAGUCAAGUAAAGAGAAAAGGGCUAGUGAGAAGUCUAAACCAACUUCUACUGGUAGAGUACGUGUGAUCCAAGAGAUUCUGGUAAUAGAGGAUAGCUCAAAUGAAGAGGAGAGCACAAUCUCUGAAAGUGAUAAUGUGGAGAGCUGGAUGCUAUUGGGAUGUGAUACAGAUGUCAGAGAUGAAAAUAUCAUUUUGAACCUUGAAGGCUGUGGAACUGCGGUCAGUGAAGAUAUGUCAUCAACAUUAAUUUCUGCAUGUGGAAGAUGGCAAGAUGUAAGAUUAUCUAGCAAGAAAGGAACAGGAGAAGAUGGAGUGGACUGGUCCAUCAGUGAUAAAGACCUAGAGGCACAGAUUGGUAAUUAUGCACCCCUGAGACGCACCAGCAGAUACUAUGCAACAGACAAAAAUGUUACUUGUAGAAAUUGUGAUAAACGGGGUCAUUUGUCUAAAAACUGUCCUACUCCAAAGAAAAUUCCCCCUUGUUUCCUGUGUGCAGAGAGAGAUCACCUACAAAAUACUUGCCCAGCACGGUUUUGUUUAAACUGCUGUUUGCCUGGACACUGUUCUAGGGAGUGCCUUGAGAGAGCUUAUUGGCGUAAACAUUGUAACCGCUGUGAUAUGAAAGGCCAUUAUGCUGAUGCUUGCCCAGAAAUAUGGAGGCAGUAUCACCUAACAACCAGACCAGGAUCAAUCAAGAAGUCCAGUUCGUAUUCUGAGCAUUCUGCAUUGGUGUACUGCUACAACUGCUCCCAGAAAGGACAUUAUGGAUAUGAGUGCUCAGAGAAGCGGAUGUACAAUGGGGCAUUCCCUUCUUCCCCAUUCAUCUACUACUAUGAUGAUGAGUAUGACAUCAAGAGGAGAGCUCAGAGGGCAAAGAGAAAGGUUGAAGAACUUCAAGAAGCUGGCCUUUUGCCAGUGCAGUUCAAGAGACUGCGCAAGGAGGAAGAGCGUAGGGGACAGUGUCUUAAGAAAAAGAAAAACCUUUGGAAAGAGCAUGUCAAGAGUCCUAAAGAAGAAAAGUGCCACAAAAAGGCCAAUAAGAAGUCCUGGGCAGAGGAACACAAAGAGAAGAAACACAAGAAAGAUGCCCAAAGGAAUAACGACCAGGAGGAGGACUUUCCUAGGGGGGGUAGAACACAUUCCCCUAAGGACAGCAAAAAGGGCAGCACAAAGCAUCACGGCUCUGCCUUCUCUCCUCAUGGCAGGAAAGCAAAAACUGGCCAGGAGUUGCUGGAUGCAGCUAAAAAGAAGAAAAAGAGAAGGCAGAGAAACAAAAAAGACAGUAGUUCCACCAUUGAUGAGAGCUUAUUCCUUAUAAAACAGAGGAAAAAGAAAUCAAAACAGGAAUCCAGCAGCUAAUCUGUCAACAGAAAGCUACGGUGGGAGGGGGGCGUAACUCAUGACCGUUUUGCCAUAGUAUUUUUCUGACCCUGUGCUAAGAUGUAGAAUUUGAAUCCACCUUUGCAUACAGGCUUGGACGUGUAAAACCAGCACGAGAAAGAAUACUGACCUUGUGAUUCUCUGCUUCUUAAAGAGAGUAUUUGCCAACAGGUAGGAAGUGGUUAAUGUACACGAGUAAAAUCAUACUGUAUUUUUUGACAGUCCCUCUUUUUCUGUAGGUCGAUGAAAGGUUGCGAACUUUUUAUUUUUGUUUGGGUUUUUUUGUUUGGAUGAAUGAGAGAAAAGGUCCAUAGUGGAGAGGCUUGGCCUUCUUUCCUUUGAGCGGUUCCUUUUAAGAAUGCUACAUCUGUCAAAGUUCUGUAGUUAAGCAAAUGUGAUUCCCUUGCAGCCUGACUUUAAAGAGAGGCUUUCACACUGGGGAGACUUGGAGAAGGGGCAGGGAAGGGGAAAGUAAACAGCAAUACAAAAAAAAGUCUUUUUGGUGAAGCAUUUUCUUGCUUCUCACCCAGUCUACAGUGAAAUUGUUGUAUUGUACUUACAACAUGACAGUCUUCUGCUGUGGAAACUCAUGGGAUGUCACAAAUUCAUCAUAAUCACAGCAUUGCAAGUUUAAGUAUCAAGAGCAGAGGAACUACGAGGACGCAAAUCCUUGAUUGAAUAACACAUCUCUUUGCUAACUGGUAAGCAAGAGAAGUUCAAUUAAAAAAUAUUACAAGCAGUUGGGUUGACAUCUGAAAUUAAAAAUGCCAUAGUUUUCCACAGCGUGGAAGUCCUGCUUCUUAAAAGAUAAAAUUAUGUAGCCAAGCUAUAGAAUUGCAAGCAAUUUACCUGCUUCCAGAAAUAGAAUGCCUAAGGUUAAUGAAUGACUUAAUGGGUCUUUUUGUUUUGUUUUGUUUUUUAAGAGAUGGAAGUAUUUUUUGUACUCAAAGAAUUAAAAACUUUGUAAGGAUAAAUACUUUAUCAAAGGAACCAACCAAAUAAAGUUUUACUUGAGGAUACUUGAAAAGAUA
Gopherus flavomarginatus (Mexican gopher tortoise) is the source of this 2979-nucleotide messenger RNA. RefSeq names its product zinc finger CCHC-type containing 7 (gene ZCCHC7). The transcript is spliced from 10 exons. Lineage: Eukaryota; Metazoa; Chordata; Testudines; Testudinidae. The coding region runs from base 122 to 1927 and encodes 601 amino acids. The record is from RefSeq and is a predicted model, not a curated record. Gene Ontology annotation, molecular function: nucleic acid binding; zinc ion binding.